This is a messenger RNA of Condylura cristata (star-nosed mole), 951 nucleotides long. RefSeq names its product olfactory receptor 2T8-like. Lineage: Eukaryota; Metazoa; Chordata; Mammalia; Eulipotyphla; Talpidae. Gene Ontology annotation, molecular function: olfactory receptor activity; G protein-coupled receptor activity. Gene Ontology annotation, cellular component: membrane. Gene Ontology annotation, biological process: G protein-coupled receptor signaling pathway. The transcript has a single exon. The coding region runs from base 1 to 951 and encodes 316 amino acids. The record is from RefSeq and is a predicted model, not a curated record.
AUGUUUGAAAUCAUGGAAAGCGGGAACAUCACAAUGGAUUUCAUUCUUCUAGGACUCUUUAAUCACACAAGUGUCCAUGUAUUUCUCUUUGUGAUGGUCCUGACAAGCGCUUCCAUCUCUCUGUUGGGCAACACCCUCAUGAUUCUCCUGAUUCACCGGGACCCGCGGCUCCACACACCCAUGUACAUCCUACUGAGCCAACUCGCCCUCAUGGACCUGAUGCUCGUCUCCACCAUCGUGCCCAAAAUGGCUGCUGACUAUGUAAUUGACAUGAAAUCUAUCUCCCCCAGCGGCUGUGGUCUCCAAAUAUUCUUCUUCGUCACUCUGGCAGGGGGUGAGUGUUUCCUCUUGGCAGCCAUGGCCUAUGACCGCUAUGCGGCUGUUUGCCACCCGCUGAGAUAUCCCAUCCUCAUGAACUGGCGAUUAUGCUUGGGAAUGACUCUGGGGUCUUGGGUCCUGGGGGCAGCUGAUGGACUCAUGCAGUCAGCUACUACCCUGAGCUUCACAUAUUGCAGCGCACGAGAGAUUGAUCAUUUCUUCUGUGAGGCCCCCACUCUGGUACGUUUGGCUUGUGCUGACACUUCUGUCUUUGAGUAUGUCAUGUACAUAUGCUGUGUGUUGAUGCUGCUGCUUCCAUUUUCCCUCAUCCUGAUGUCCUAUGGUCUCAUCCUCGCUGCCGUUCUCCGCAUGCGCACUAAGGAAGCCCGAAAGAAGGCUUUUGCCACCUGCUCCUCGCAUUUGGCGGUGGUGGGACUCUUUUAUGGAGCAGCACUUUUUAUCUACAUAAGACCCAAAUCCUACCGCUUGGCUAGCCAUGACAAGGUUGUGUCUCUGUUCUAUACCAUUGUCACCCCUGUGCUGAACCCCCUCAUUUACAGUCUGAGGAACAAAGAAGUCAAGGGAGCCUUGAGAAAGUGUCUGGAUCAGUGUGCUGCCUUAACUCGUAACUAA